AUGAGCCGGCUGCUGUGCUGCCUGCGCGCGCGCCAACCGGCCAUGGGCGCAGCGCUCUCGCAGCCGCACGACGCGGCGCACUGCGAGCCUGGCAGAGAGCCCGGCGCACCCACGCCAACGAUGGCCGACGUGAUACGCGAGCGAAAGAAGAAGGCUGGCGCUCCGCUGGGCACGUUGCGCCGGCGCAUAGCUGCUGCUGCUCGGCGCCCGCGCGAUUGCCGACCGGAUCGUGGCUGCGAACACGCGCGGUUCAUCCGUUCCGUGGUGAGCACGUGGCGUUUGGCCGAGGUGUUUCUGCUGUGUGAGGAGUUGGAGAGUGGGGCUGCGCUCAGGGACUUGUUGACUCAGGCCGAGUUGGCCAGAGAACCGGCGGCGGCCCUGCACGCGGACCUUGCAGCGCUAUACAGAGACAGAUUGUGGUGUGAUGUGGAGUUGGUUGGGGCAGGGUGGUCCCUCGCAGCACACAGAGUUGUCCUAGCUGCGCGCUGCACUUACUUUAGGGAUCUACUACACCGCUAUCCUAAGUGUGCGCGGGUCCCGCUAGAUGGCGUGUGUUCGGGGCUCCGUCGCGAAGAGUGUGAGGCGGUGCUACUAGCUUUGUACGCGGGAUCCGCCCCUUCAACUCCACCGCCUUGCGAUGCUUGUCGAAAAUGGGAGCGAGGAGUUGGUUCCGAGGUUGACCUGGAUAUCAUCAGUAUAGAGAAUACUUCCACUUACCGUCGUUCGUGCUCUUGUCGUCGCGAGGCCGCCUCCGUGAGACGUCUCGCUGGUCUGCUUGGCUUUUCGUUGGAUUCGCUUCACCGGGACAUGCGCUAUCUACUCGACUCUGGAGAGAUGUGCGACGCGCGCCUCUCAUGGCGGUCUGAGAGCGGUGGCGGGAGCGGGAGCGGAGGAAGCGCCUACGGCUUUAGAAGUGCAUUGGAGUUGCCAUGCCACACCAUAAUCCUCGCUGCUAGAUCGAGAUUUUUUAGAUAUGGAAACCUUGUUAUCUCCGACAUGCAUAUAUCAUAUACAUUACGGAGCGUGAUGUCACGACGAAGUGCGGCGGGCGCGGGCGGUGCAGGCGGCGCGGGCGCCGUGUGCGUAGACGAGAAGGUUCUGCCGCGACGGUUUGCGCAGGCGCUUCUUCACGCAGCUUACACCGAUCAGGUGGAUCUGACUCUCAUCAGCCGAAGUUCUUCAUCACCAUCAUCGACAAGCAGCAGUGUUAGUGGGACCAAUACUCGAGGCUCGCGCGGCUCAGCCACCAUGCAACUGGACGACGCAUUUCAACUUUACGAGAUAGCCAGAUUCCUAGAAAUGCCAAUAGUGGUUCAGGGCUGCGAGGACGCAAUAGUCUUCGCGCUAAAUGCAGACACCCUGCCACAUGUUCUACGCUGGUGUGCACAGCCUCACGCGAGCCACUGGGUACACAGGCAAGCGAUGCGCUACCUCCGCGAUGAGUUCCCGAGCAUAAUGUCGAGCGCGGCGUCUGCCAAGCUGCCUCGCUCGGCGCUUGCUGAGGUGCUUGCUUCGCCUUUUUUGCAGGCAAGCGAGGCACAGGCGCUGCGGGCUGCGUUGCGCUGGGCGGAGCGGGCUGCAGAUUGUAGAGAUGGCAUGAGUGAGCCGAACGUGGUGUGGCAUACAGCGCACUCGAUAUCGAGACGCGGAGGACGCAGCAGAGCGACGAGACGACGCGAAGUGAACGACGCAGCGGUGCGCGAAGCACUUGCAACCCUAGCGCCACUCAUACGCACCGAACAUCUGCCCCCUGACUGCGAUCUUCUGCAUCAGGCAAUGAGACGUGGCCUAAUCACUGCGCCCGCGCAUCUCGAGAGCGCUUGUUCAGCGGACGCCUGGCUUGGGCGCGGUGCCUUUCGGCCCCCUCGCUGCUUUCUGCCUUACCUGGACGAGAUAAAAGCGCUGUUGGAGGACCAAACGGCGCCUGAGGGCGAAGUAGCGCUCGUGCGGAGGGCGAGGUAUUUGCAUCGGAUACCGGACGCGCUGUAUAUGCUGAGGGAUAUAGCCGGUGAACCGCAGCAAUCCCGCGCAGCUACUGACGGCGUACGCCUUUGCGUGCCUCCGCGUGUGAUGGCGCGAGUCCGGGCGCGGGCCCGCGAGCUGCGAGCGACACCGAACGCUGCGCGAGCGCUCGCAUUACACUCGGACGCCCGGCCCGUGCACAAGCAGAUCGCGUUGCGCGCGGUCCGCGAGAUGGCGCUCCCGGACUCUUGCGCGGAUCUUCUGCUGGACGAACGAGACGCGGAUACGGACAGAGAGGGCGCCGGUGUGUGCGUAAGCGAGAGCGAAGAAGAGGAGGGAAGGUACGCGGCGAGGGGGGCAAUAGACUGCGAUAUCGACUGUUGCAGGUCCAGCACGGGUUCGCUCCGAUGCGGUUCAGCCGGAAGUCUUCGAGCCACGCCCACAUUACAUAUUCCCAUUGAAAACCGGAGCGCUAGUUCGUCUUGCCGCCGCGAGCUGCCGGCGAGACCAACAGAUACACCCCACAGAGCUGUGCCAGGGCGGCUAUCAGCUGCCGUGCCAGACGUGGCGAUGGCUCCGAACGGCAACACGCACCUCCUAACCCCGCACUACCUCUAUACGAGACCGCACCCACACCCUCAGCCGCAAACGCAUCAGCCACGCCCAGAAUACGGCAGCGCAAGCGCAGGCGUCAACGCAAAUGUCGUCCAAUUAGAUCUCGGAGACGGGGCGACGCAUACGCCAAGACCGGGGUCACGAGCGCAACGCGAGCGCGCAGCCCAAAGCAGUAGGCAAUAUAGGGAUCAGACGCUGCAGAGCGCUGGAUGCAGCCGCAGUCGCAGCCGUAGCAGCAGAGCUGACGAGGAGGAGCUCAGGGUGGCGAUAGAACUCUCCUUGAUACGAGCUUACGGGUCGCUGCAAGCUAGCGGGCGUCGUGCGGACUUGUUACCGAACACAGAUUUCUCGGCGCUGCGCAGUCGGGCUUCACCCGGUUUGAGCGCAAUGUGCACUGGGGCAGAGGGAGGCAGUAUGGAGAGGGGCCGUAGCGCCCGCCACCACCUCAGUGUGGCCUCGGGCUCUAUGGCGGCCAGUGUCCCCAGUGGUGGGACUGGCAGUAUGCAGCGCGCUAGAAGCGCGAGGCAUUCACCUCACGCACGUACACUUUCAACAGACACAGUACCGGCAGCGUGGGUGGCGUCUCUUCGGGGGCCUAUUCUCGCGCCAGCUGCAGCCGGUCGCACAGCCCCUCCGCCUCGCACUUCACUUCGUAGCGCGCGCCGCGCCCGGAUGAACGCCGGGUCGACUGACAUUUAUGAUAGGCGAACAUACAAACAGGGAGGGGAGGCCAAUGGCAGCGUCCCCGAGAGUUCGACCAAUUCUCUCGAUUUAUAG
This is a messenger RNA of Leptosia nina, 3354 nucleotides long. The record is from the annotation of a GenBank genome assembly. Lineage: Eukaryota; Metazoa; Arthropoda; Insecta; Lepidoptera; Pieridae.